Molecule: messenger RNA, 1554 nt
Organism: Protomyces lactucae-debilis
Lineage: Eukaryota; Fungi; Ascomycota; Taphrinomycetes; Taphrinales; Protomycetaceae
Product: triacylglycerol lipase
Exons: 2
Coding region: 389-1369 (326 amino acids)
Molecular function (GO): triacylglycerol lipase activity
Source: RefSeq, a predicted model, not a curated record
AGUUCUGGAUCAAGCGCGACCUGCUGAUGUGUAUUGGUUUACUGCUCUACGCCUUGCUCUUGCAGAUGAGAAUUCGCUGAUUGAGCUGGAGUGGGCAAGCAGAUCAAAGGACAAGGGAGCAGCAUGUGAGACCAAGACGCGUAAUGGUUGGGCCGCCUGCGUUGGUCAUGCCCAGGUGAUGUCUUGAAGUUUUUGUCUUCGAUGUCCACUGCUAGCUGUAGCUUGCAUCUUGGUCGGACGGUUGUUACAGAUACCUGGCUGAGGCUGAGGCUGGCUCGUACGGUUCCGAUGCUAGCCAUAGUAGCUGCCAUACUGAAUGGCACAAUGGCACAUCAGUUGUCCCAUCCGUCUCAUAGUUUAAUUUCGACGUCAUGAGCAAGUAUCGCCCAUGACAACAAGAGCAUAUGCCUGCUGCCACAGAAAGACAUGGCGUUUUGUUCGGCGGCAGACCACGCUUGCCAACCAGAAGACGAGUGACUUGACAGACGACCAACGCGUUCAACAGUUUGGCAAAGCCUGGUCGAGCGAAUUCGGUAGUAUUCGGGAAACAUACAAGUCCUUGAAACAUCCAGUCGUCCUCUGCCAUGGAUUGCUAGGGUUUGAUACACUCUAUAUCGGAAGAAACGAUACUUAUCAUAUUCCACCGCUUGCGGUCGUACAUUACUGGCGGGGUAUCAAGGAAGCGCUCGAGCAUAAUGGUAAUACUGUCUUUGUACCCCGCGUGCCGCGGACUGCAACAGUCGAGGCAAGGGCCAGGAUCUUGAGCGAUCAAAUCAAAGAGAGAUUCAAGGAUCAGCCCGUCAACUUGAUUGGUCAUUCUAUGGGCGGCCUUGAUUGUCGGCAUCUCAUCUCUAGCAUCCGCGAAGUCAAUGUGCUCUCGCUGUCGACUGUCGCAACACCCCACAGAGGUUCGCCUUUUGCAGACUACUGCAUAGAUAUGAUUGGCGGCAAGGUACGACUACCACGUAUCUAUCGGGUCUUUGAGAAGCUGAACAUGGAUAUACGGGCAUUUGAACAGCUCACCACGGACUACGCCAACAAGGAGUUCAAUAUUAAGAAUCCAGAUGAUCCAAAGGUCAAGUACUUUAGCUAUGGCUCCUACUUCCAGCCAAACAUCUUCUCUGCCUUUCGCCUGCCGUGGAAGGUCAUUCAUGACAAGGAAGGUCCGAAUGAUGGGCUUGUAUCGGUCUAUUCAAGUCGUUGGGGCGAGUAUCAAGGCACAAUCAAUGACGCAAAUCAUCUGGAUAUCAUCAACUUUACGAAUCGUGUCGAGUACUAUUUCAUGUCGCUUGUGCAGCAAGAGCCCAACUUCAACGCAGUCGCGCUGUACCUUGGCAUCACUCACAUGCUCGCCAAGCAAGGGCUUUGAAUGACCUUUGUCAAGUCAGAUCAGAGGCUUGCAUUACACAGCCAAUGAGUCUGGGCAGCGUGGUCAAUAGUCGUCUAUAAAGUUGAAUCCUGCUAAAUCCCAUAUUUGAGGACAGAAGGUACCAUAUUUCAGCUCAUUUUUAUAGCUGGUCGCAUUACUGACUUGUAUAGCAUUACUGUCUGCAG